AAGUGCCUCUUCCAGAAGCAGCUUCCAAAGAUGCCGAGAGAGUACAUAACACGAUUGGUCUUUGACCGUAACGCUGAGGCGAUGGCUGUGGUGCAAAAGGGGCUGAAAGUGGUAGGCGGCAUUGCCUACAGACCAUUUCCACAUCGCACCUUCGCCGAGAUCGUGUUCUUUGCAAUUUCUGGUGUUUAUCAGAUUAAUGGAUACGGUGGCCAUCUGAUGAACCAGUUCAAAUCUUACAUGAAGAAGAAUAUGCCGGAGAUAAAGCACUUCCUCACGUAUGCGGACAAUUAUGCAAUAGGAUAUUUCAAGAAACAGGGUUUUACGAGAGAGAUUACCCUACCGAAGCACCUAUGGAUGGGAUACAUCAAGGAUUAUGAAGGUGGAACCCUGAUGCAAUGCACAAUGCUUCCGAAAGUAGAUUAUCUCGAAGCUAGAGGAAUGCUACAAUCUCAAAAGGAGGCAAUCUUGACCAAGAUACGGCAAUUAUCGAAAUCCCAUAUCAUUUACAAAGGACUCGACGUCUUCAGGAACGCACCAGAGGGAUUCAAGAUCCAUCACAAAGACGUUCCUGGUCUUUGCGAAAGUGGGUGGACACCCGAGAUGGAUGCAACGCUUCUCCGACCCGUACGGAAUGCGGACCACACUGCCAUGAGGAAGUUGUUGAGUGAAUUACAAGGGCACGCCGAUGCUUGGCCGUUUCUUUUGCCUGUGAAUAAGAACGAAGUGACAGACUACUAUGAUGUGAUCAAAAAUCCUAUGGACUUCAGCACAAUGGAAAAAAAGUUGGAAAACGGCGGAUACGCCGACUUCGAUUCCUUUGUUGCAGAUGCCCAGCUGAUAUUCUCCAACUGCCGUGUGUAUAAUUCCGAGAACUCGGGAUACGCUAAGAGGGCCAAUCGGAUGGAGAAGUUCAUGAAGGAGUACCUAACUAAGGCCGGUCGAGGUUGACCAUCGAAUUCCCCUAACGCGUCCGUGUCCCGAAAUCUCUCAUUGUGUACACCUUGUAUCAAAGGGAAGCCCUCAUCUGAAACCACGCGCGAAACGUCAACGUGUUUAUGCCCAAAGUUGGUUGCGAGUGUCGUUGGGGUGGCGGAACCGUCUGCUGCAGGGUGGUAAACUCGGCCUCGUCUGAAUCUGGGCCGCUAACUUGGGAGGCAAUCUGUGACCUGAAAGACUCGAAAAAUGAUACCUGCCCUACAAGGUGUAUCUUCUAAAUCUCACCCCGUACCAAGGGAUCGAUUAGCAUAUGUGGAAUUACCAAUCAAGUUCCAGUUAACAAUCAGUUUUUAU
Cantharellus anzutake is the source of this 1290-nucleotide messenger RNA. Its product is annotated as Bromodomain-containing protein. Bases 31 to 948 code for a protein of 305 amino acids. Gene Ontology annotation, cellular component: histone acetyltransferase complex. The transcript has 8 exons. The record is from RefSeq and is a predicted model, not a curated record. Gene Ontology annotation, biological process: positive regulation of transcription by RNA polymerase II; chromatin remodeling. Gene Ontology annotation, molecular function: protein binding; histone H3 acetyltransferase activity. Lineage: Eukaryota; Fungi; Basidiomycota; Agaricomycetes; Cantharellales; Hydnaceae.